AUGGUGAAGGAAAGACACACUUGGUGGUUUUUGAAUCCGAAGGACAACCUUUUACACAUCAAUGUGGGUGGGUUAAGGCACACUCUAUGUUCAAGCAUUCUGAAGAAGUUUCCAGACACGCGUCUUGGCCAGCUCUUGUCCUGUGACUCAGAAGAGGACAUUCUACAGCUCUGUGAUGAUUUUGAUGUUCAACAGAAAGAGUUUUACUUCGACCGUAACCCUGGCCUUUUCCCUUAUGUCCUGCACUUCUACCAGACUGGCAAGCUGCACAUUAUGGAAGAGCUGUGCAUUUUCUCCUUCUCUCAGGAAAUAGAGUACUGGGGCAUCAGUGAAUUUUUUCUGGACAGCUGCUGUAGUUACCGUUACCUUGAUCGUAAACUAGAGAGACAUCAUAAAUCAUGGGAUGAAGAGAGUGAUGUUAGCAGUGUGGAUACAUCAGUUGAUGAGAUUUCUGAUCUGAACAAAGAUAUCGAGCACUUUGAGGAAAUGCGUUUUGGAAACAUUCGAAAGUGUCUAUGGCUAACCCUGGAAAAUCCAGGUUAUUCAAUUCCUAGCAAACUUUUCAGCUUGCUUUCAAUUUGUGUGGUUUUAAUAUCAAUUGUCACCAUGUGUAUCAAUAGCACUCCAGAGUACCAGAUAUUUGAUGAAAAUGGUAAUCCAACCGAAGACCCAACUAUGCAUGUUUUAGAAGUGUUCUGCAUCUGCUGGUUUACCUUUGAGGUAGUAACACGUAUGCUUCUUGCACCAAACCAUCGUAAGUUCUUCCUGCUACCACUAAACCUGAUUGAUAUCAUCUCAGUGAUGCCAAUUUACAUCACUGUCUUUUUUGAUCUCAUCAUUGGGAGUGAGUCUGAGCUGGACAACUUGGGAAAACUGGUCCAGGUUUUGCGGCUGAUGAGAAUCUUCAGGGUGCUGAAGUUGGCUAGGCAUUCAACAGGGUUAAGGUCCCUAGGUGCUACACUACGGCACAGCUACAGAGAGGUUGGAAUCUUAUUACUGUACCUGGCAGUCGGCGUAUCAGUGUUCUCCGGAAUAGCUUACACUGCAGAAUAUGAAGAAGAUGUUGGUUUGGACACGAUCCCAGCCUGCUGGUGGUGGGGGACUGUUAGUAUGACAACAGUGGGAUAUGGAGAUGUAGUGCCAGUGACAGUGGCAGGAAAGCUUGCAGCAUCUGGCUGCAUCCUAAGCGGUACCUUAGUUGUGGCAUUACCCAUCACCAUCAUUUUUAACAAGUUCUCACAUUUUUACCGCAAACAAAAAGCUCUUGAGGCUUCAGUGCGAAACAGCAACAACAAGAGGCUUAUUAUAAGACAACAGAGUAAUAGUGAAGACAGCGCAAUACAUGGUCAUAACCACUGUUUGGAGGAUGAAGAGAAGGAUGAAGAUGUGAAUUAUGAGAGAGGAGUUGUCAACUUUUGCUAUGAAGACCAUCCACUGACGUAUAGAGUCUGAUGUCUCCACUAUGCAAGAAAAGGAAUAUAUACUAAUAUCAAACAUCAUAUC
Molecule: messenger RNA, 1503 nt
Organism: Carassius auratus (goldfish)
Lineage: Eukaryota; Metazoa; Chordata; Actinopteri; Cypriniformes; Cyprinidae
Product: potassium voltage-gated channel subfamily S member 2
Exons: 2
Coding region: 1-1452 (483 amino acids)
Biological process (GO): action potential; potassium ion transmembrane transport; protein homooligomerization
Cellular component (GO): voltage-gated potassium channel complex; membrane
Molecular function (GO): protein binding; delayed rectifier potassium channel activity
Source: RefSeq, a predicted model, not a curated record